This is a messenger RNA of Lachancea fermentati, 540 nucleotides long. The record is from the annotation of a GenBank genome assembly. Lineage: Eukaryota; Fungi; Ascomycota; Saccharomycetes; Saccharomycetales; Saccharomycetaceae.
AUGUGUGAAGGAGUGGAUUCGAAGCAUACGCCCAAGUUGGGUAUCUCUGGAAAAGAAAUACUUUACGAUGAAGACGGGAAACCAUGCCGCUCUUGCAAUUCACUUCUCGAUUUUAAGUUUGCGACUGGAAGAAUGGCACCUUUACCUAUAUCUCAAGAUCCUCAGGUAGUGCCAGUUGCCGAAAAGAUCCCUGGUUCUAAAACCUACGAAAAAGUGGACCCACCAGAUGUGGAGGUACUUGGCCGUUCCAGCUGGACACUCUUACAUACCAUUGCUGCAAGAUAUCCUAAGAAGCCUUCUGAGACCCAGAAGGAUGAGAUGCAGAAGUUUAUGACCAUUUUUUCGCAUGUUUAUCCAUGUUGGUGGUGCGCUAAAGAUUUCGAGAAGUUUAUUACUCAAAAUUCACCAAAAGUUAACUCACGAGAUGAGCUCGGGAGAUGGUUAUGUGAUGCCCAUAAUGAAGUUAACAAAAAACUUGGAAAGGAACGGUUUGACUGCAACUUCUGGGAAAAGAGGUGGAAGGAAGGGUGGGACUCUUAG